Phytophthora sojae is the source of this 468-nucleotide messenger RNA. RefSeq lists its product as hypothetical. The transcript has a single exon. Bases 1 to 468 code for a protein of 155 amino acids. The record is from RefSeq and is a predicted model, not a curated record. Lineage: Eukaryota; Oomycota; Peronosporomycetes; Peronosporales; Peronosporaceae.
AUGAGCGGUGCGGACCCUCUAAGACCCUUGACUGAAAUAACUGGCUUAGGUGAAGACGAAGACCGUGCCCUCAUCAUCGAGGUGCCAAGACCGGAUCACGAUUCAGGGACGAUUGUCGGGUCAAAUCUGCUGGAAGUUGUCUGGACGCCAUCGGAAGCUCGUCCCCAGAUUGCUGCUUUUGAUGCCGAGACCCGAACCCUUCAAAUACCUGUGGACUGUGUCUUCUCGCUCGAUGGAUACGUUAAAACUUUGCCUGUGGCUGGCCUCAGUCAGUGGGACCGAAACUGGGCCGACGUCUUUGACAACGAGACCGGGGACGUUCUGGCGUUGUACAGUACAACUCGAGGGAAGCAGUCCACAAUGCAAGCUAAUCUCGGGGUCCCAGGGCCUACAGUUAUGAAAUACUUAUCGGUUGCAGGACACCAACAGUUGAACAAACAAGCAAACAAAGAAACAUACCUGGGGUAG